This is a messenger RNA of Quercus lobata, 450 nucleotides long. RefSeq lists its product as uncharacterized. NCBI's taxonomy places the organism in Eukaryota, Viridiplantae, Streptophyta, Magnoliopsida, Fagales, Fagaceae. The transcript has a single exon. The record is from RefSeq and is a predicted model, not a curated record. Bases 1 to 450 code for a protein of 149 amino acids.
AUGUCGGUAUCCCGUUAUCCAGCUGAGGAGUCUAGUUCAAUGCCUAAGAGAGCCAAGAUGGGCAUCCCGUUAGUGUUAGGUUUUUCAGAUGAGGAAAAAGUUGGAACCAUACAGCCCCAUGAUGAUGCUCUAGUGGUUACGCUCAAAAUUGGUGAGUACGAUGUGAAAAGGGUGAUGAUCGACCAAGGCAGCGCUACUGACAUAAUGUACCUUGACUUGUAUAGGGGGCUAAAUUUGAAAUAUGAAAACUUGACAGCUUAUAGUUCUCCUCUGGUGAGUUUUGAGGGUAAAAUGGUUGUCUCGAAAGGUCAGAUCAGAUUACCUAUGCAGACCAUCACGGAUGUGGUGGAAGUGGACUUCAUUGUCAUGGAUGUUUUCUCUCCCUACACGGCCAUUAUGGGCAGACCCUGGCUUCAUACCCUAGGGACCGUCUCUUCUACUCUUCACUAG